AUGGGUGGAAAUAUUUAUGAAUUGGUUAAGCAAUUUUCUUUUUGUCAAGGUAUUAUAGAAAAUCAUAGUGAUCAAUAUACGUACAUGUAUCCAACUGAAUGCAAUGAUAUUAAAGAAUUUUCACAGCUUGUUAAUUUUGAUAAUGAAAAUAAUAUAUGCCGCAAAUCUAUGUACUAUUUAAAUAAAAUACAAAGUUAUGAUUCUACCAUCAAAGUUUCCGGCUGCUUAUACUUGUAUUACUGGUUAUAUGAUCAAUGUAAAGGAAAAUAUGCGAGCGCAGAAAUUUUAGAUAUUUAUAUUAAAUUUAUCAAUAAAUACAACAAAGAAAAUGACCCUAUAUGCAAAGAAUAUGAGAAAAAUAAUAUUUCCAAAUAUGAAUUUAACAAACUCAAAGAUAUAUAUGAUCUAAACGAAAAACUCAUAAACAGUGAUACUAAUUC
Molecule: messenger RNA, 440 nt
Organism: Plasmodium gonderi
Lineage: Eukaryota; Apicomplexa; Aconoidasida; Haemosporida; Plasmodiidae
Product: variable surface protein
Exons: 2
Source: RefSeq, a predicted model, not a curated record